UGCAAAAACAACCUGCAGAAAAUAAAUAGUCGAGCGGCGACCGUCUGGCUAGCUAGAGCCCGAUGAGGCAGUUCCUCAGCCCCGGGUAGCAAUUGGCUGCGCGUGCACACACUGCGACUCCCCUCUUCUCUCUCUGUCGAUCCAUUUCCUAUCACGCGUUCUGUAAAAUUGCCUACACACACACACACACACGCACGAUGUGGUUUGCGUGUGUAUGCGUGCACCGGAACUCAAAGUUCGUCGGUGGCGUCGGCUAAUUUGAACAUUAACGAGGUUAUCCUCCAUUCGACCCGCGGAGAGAGAGAGAGAGAGGACCAGAAAGCACAGACUGCUGCGCCGACCUGCUUGCGUGUCGAGGCGGAAAGGGAGCUUGGCUCUGGCCAGCUGCGUUGUUGGACUGGAUCGAAUUGGACUCAGUGAAGAGCAGUAGGACUAUAUAAAGCCAGGGGGGGAAUAUGACCGAUAAACGGAUGUCGCGGUGGUAUUUUGGGGGGCUCGCCUCCUGCGGGGCUGCCUGUUGCACCCAUCCUCUGGACCUCAUCAAAGUCCACCUGCAGACCCAGCAGAAGGGGAAGAUGGGGAUGGUGAGCAUGGCCAUGCAGGUAGUGAAGAACGAUGGAGCUCUGUCUCUGUACAACGGACUCAGCGCAUCACUCUGCAGACAGAUGUCCUAUUCUCUAACUAGGUUUGCUAUCUAUGAGACAGUCAGAGACAUGUUGAGCAGCAGUAACCAGGGGCCCAUGCCUUUCUACCAGAAGGUGCUGCUGGGGGCCUUCGGAGGUUUUACUGGCGGGUUCAUUGGCACUCCUGCAGACAUGGUGAACGUCAGGAUGCAGAAUGAUGUUAAACUACCUCCAGAACUGAGGAGAAACUACAAACAUGCUGUGGACGGUCUGUUCAGGGUCUUCAGAGAAGAGGGGGUGAGGAAGUUGUUCUCAGGAGCUACCAUGGCCUCCAGCAGAGGAGCUCUGGUCACCGUGGGACAGUUGGCAUGUUAUGACCAGGCUAAACAGCUGGUGCUGUCUUCAGGCUUCAUGGGAGAUAACAUCCUCACACACUUCCUGUCCAGCUUCAUCGCUGGAGGCUGUGCUACGUUCCUGUGUCAGCCUCUAGAUGUGAUGAAGACCAGGUUGAUGAACUCUAAAGGAGAAUACUCAGGUGUGAUACACUGUCUGAGAAUGACGGCUAAAGAGGGACCCAUGGCCUUCUACAAGGGUCUUGUUCCUGCAGGGAUCCGUCUGAUUCCUCACACGGUGCUCACCUUCAUCUUCCUAGAGCAGCUCAAGAACAACUUCGGCAUCGUCGUCAUCUCCUGAGCACGCUCUGUGACCUAUGACCUUUACCCUCUAACCCCCCGUCCCCGGUCCCCUGCCAACGUCAACCAAUCCCCUGUCACUGCCACGGGGCCACACCCCCCCCCAUCGCCCUGCGCUGUCCAAUCACACAGAGAGGUGGAUGUAGGGAUGGAAUGUCUGCUAUACUAUCCUACCCGGCCCUCUUUCACCUGCUCUGGAAAUCAACCAAUCACCAGUGGAAAAGACUUUGAAGGAACUGCCUACACCUGCACCAUCACAGCCUUGUCCACAGGAAGAGUUGUCAUAGCAACGCCAGUCAAACCCUGCUGUAACAUCAUCUUCAUGCGUCUGCCAUCAUCAAUAGUGCCAUUCUCAAUGGGGGCUGCGCCUCAAAUCACACGCUAUUCCCUAUGUAGCACAUUACUUAUUACCCUUAAUCUGUAGUGCACUUAACAUGAAGCUCUGGUCAGAAGUAGUGCACUAUAUAGGGGACAUAGUGUCACCUGAGUUCACUCCCUAGACAGUGUUAAUGUGUUUUAUACUGUAGCCUUCCACCAUCAUCAUGUAUGUAUCACCCAAAUCAGUUCCAUUCCACACCACACCAGUCCUCAUGUAUUACUAGCAGUGUACUAGUUGUAGUAGUAUGUAUUACUAGCAGUGUACUAGUUAUAGUAGUAUGUAUUACUAGCAGUGUACUAGUUGUAGUAGUAUGUAUUACUAGCGGUGUACUAGUUGUAGUAUUGUGUAUUACUAUAAUGUAUUACUGGUGUGACUGUGGAUCACUACAACAUUGUCGUUCUAACUGGAACUCCUCUACCAUCUCAGAUACCGUCACAUCGGGGGGUGACGGUGACAAAGGGCCCUGUUCCUGUUCAUAACACUGUAACAGCAGCAGGUAGCCUCGCGGUUAAGAGCGUUGGGCCAGUAACCCGAAAGGUUGCCGUGUCAAAUCCCCGAGCUGACUAGGUAAUACAUCUGUUGUUGAGCCCUCGAGCGAGGAAGACACUUAACCCUAAUGGCUCUGGAUAAGAGCAUCACUUAAUGACUAAAAUGGUCAUGUACUGAAACAGGUCAGUGCUAUUCCUGUUCAUAAGGGAUGCUUAUUACUGUAACAGGUCAGUGCUAUUCCUGUUCAUAAGCAAUGCUUAUUACUGUAACAGGUCAGUGCUAUUCCUGUUAUUAUUCCAUCAACUCAGAGACAUUUUGGGAGUGGCAUUGGAUGACGGUCCUAUUCCUGCCUAUAAGGGAUGCUGCAUAACAGGUUAUAAUGCCAUAACACCAUGGCUAUAAAGCCAUCACAUGCUUACAGACAGAGGUACUAAACAGACGUUGCCCCUAGGCACUGGUUCUGAGUCAGAUGUUAGUUGUAUCCCCCUACCAGUUAAAGUUAUUAUUGGGGCUGGGUGAUCUGAUCCUAGAUCUGUGGUUAGGGACAACAGUAGAAAUUCCCACCAAGGGCAAUGUGACCACGAGAUAUAACUGGACAGAGAUAAGAGACGUAUAGUGAAUAGGUUGUACACUACCUUUGACCAGGCCCCAUAGGGCCCUAUUGGAGAUCAUUUAGAGAUACUGUGAGUUAGAGAGAGAUACUGUUUACUGGGACCUGGAUGAAACUGCUGGCUUUAAGGCACUUUAUUAAACACACACACACAAACAGACGAACACUACAGGUAACUUUAGGCAGUUGUCUGUAAUAGGGUCAUUUAGGGGGGGGGGGGACAUCCACAGUGAGUUCCAGUGAGUCAGGAUGCCUUUUCCCCUGUAGCCUCCAGGGGGCAGCAUGGUACUGUGUGUGUUUGGGAGACUGGUCAUUAUGAAUGAGUGACUGGUUAUUAACAGAUACGUCUCUGUGUGAAUGAGAGAGGAUUCAUUCAAACAUGCUACUUGUGAGAUUGUGUGCGUGCUUGUGAGUGUGUGUUUCAGUUAAUUGUUUGACUGUAUUUGAUGGGCCAUUAUUAAAGAGUGGUAAUUGGGAACCACCCCUUGUACACACACACACACACACACAAUCUCUAGGAAUGGAAAUGAAAUUGUAGAACCCAGCUCUGUGCGGCUGUACAUGUAUGGGUCUGUAUUGUGUAGAUUGUUUUUUGAAUUAAAAUACUAAUAAAUAGUAACUGUCA
Messenger RNA from Salmo salar (Atlantic salmon), 3418 nucleotides. Its product is annotated as mitochondrial dicarboxylate carrier. The record is from RefSeq and is a predicted model, not a curated record. Gene Ontology annotation, biological process: transmembrane transport. Lineage: Eukaryota; Metazoa; Chordata; Actinopteri; Salmoniformes; Salmonidae.